Cladocopium goreaui is the source of this 4582-nucleotide messenger RNA. The record is from the annotation of a GenBank genome assembly. Lineage: Eukaryota; Dinophyceae; Suessiales; Symbiodiniaceae.
AUGCCUGGCGAAGACUUUAGCCAUAUACCUACCUGGUCAGGGGAUCCUGCGGAAUUUGAAACCUUUGAGGUUUCCUGCAAGUGGUACGAACGUGGUUGGAAAGAUUCUGAAAGGCGUCAGUCAGCGGCAAGAGUUUGGAGCAGAUUGCAAGGUGCGGCCAAGUCGGUUGUGAAGCAUUUAGAUCCGGAUGAAUUUUCUGGAGAUGAUGGGUUGUCAAAGCUGUUACAAGUUCUUAGGACAUCACCUCUCCAAGCACUACCCAUUCCUGACUCCUUCAGUCGUUUAGAGAAGUGGCAUGCGUUGAGACGCAAGGAGCAUGAAAGCAUAGCAGAGCUACUUGUCCGAGAAGAAGACUUGUGGUUGCAGAUGCAGAAUGCGUUGGUGAGAGCGAGAUCGGAUCGUGGACCAAGGCCACAGGCCAUUCCGGAGGUUCCACGAGCCAUGGAUCCCUCUCCUACAGGUAUGGGCAGUGUUGGAAGUCCUUUGAAUCUACGUCGUAACUGGCAUUCAGGGGUUACUGCACAGCAGCAAUCGACUGGUUCAGGCGUGGCAGAGACGGCAGGUGCAGCAGCGGGUGUUUCCGGUGCUCGUGUUGCAACAUCUCUGGAUACAACUGAUUUCUGGUCAAAUGAAUUGCGAGGUUACAGGCUUCUGAAGGCAGCUCAUCUAACACGUCAGGAACGUCAAAACAUCCUGACUCAGACAAACAACAUGACCGACUUCGAGAUCAUCAAGCGAGCGUUGCGUGCAUUGUUCGCUGAAGAUGAGGCCAUGGGACGGCCUACAAGUUACAAAAGGUUUGCAAAGAGCGCUUUGUGGAACGAUGCAGAUAACUGGGACGAUGAUGCAGGCGACAAUGAGUGGCCUGAUGCUGACGGUUCCUGGUACUAUGAGCCCAAUGACACUUACUGGAAUGACGAGGACUGGGCUUGGAACGACGACGACGAGAAUGCUGCAUACUGGAACGAGGAGGAGGAUGAGGUUGUCCCUGACGAGACAGCCGAAGAUCCAGACGAAGUUCAGUUUCGAGAGGCCUAUGCUCUGGCAAACGAAGCUUCAAGGACUUUGCAAGAGGCGCGUGAGGCAGUGAAGAAGGUGAGAGCCGCCAGAGGCUACUACUCUCCUGAAGCUAGCUCUGGCAAAGGCAUUUCUUCAUCAACGGCUUCACGAAUGCUAGGCAAGGGUUUUGGAAACAAGUCAUCUGGAAAAGGCAAGAUGUCUGGGCCUUGUUUUCGAUGCGGCAUGAAGGGUCACACCAUAGCUCAGUGCCCAGAUCGUUUCAGUCCUGGAAAAGGUGCAGGCAAGGGAUUUGCAUCCAAAGGCAAGAGCAAAGGAAAAGGCAAGGGGAAGUCAAAAGUGAAAGGGAAGAAUUUUUACGCAGAUGUUUGCACUUUGACUGUGAUGUGGAAUGAAGAUGCGAAAGCUCGUAACAGCUACACCAGGGUUGUGAUUGACACCGGGGCCUCAGAGAGCGCAGUCGGCUCCGCAUCACUUCAGAAGCUGUUACAUUAUGGUCAAUUUGCAUACAGUGUUCAUGUGGAUGAUAGGCCAAUUUUUCGUUUUGGGAACGGUUUGAAGAUGCAAGCCCUGAGCAGAGUUGACAUUGAAGGCUUCACCAGCUUAGAGGGCAACAACCAGCUGAAGAUGGAACCAUGUGCCCAAGACGAUCCUCGCAGAGAAGGAUAUCCCUGCUGGACCAGUCACCACCCGAAGGAGCGCAACAACCAGUACGCCUCCUGGCAGACAUGCACCAAAUGCGGCCUUCGACUGAGUUACAAGGCCAAGAAGGGGUACAGCGGGGAUCACCGACACAUGGGCCCAGUGCCACAUACCAUCAGGUCAGUGAUGGAAAGUCUGGAGAAAACUACCAGUCCGGACCAAUGCAACGAGAAGAUCGUGAACGGCAGACUGAUGGAGGCACAGGGCAAGAUGCUUCAGUAUGGCGUCACCAACACAAUGGCCAUCAACAUGACGUACCGCGAGUACCUCAAGAGGAUGAACAUGGAGAUUCCAGAGCGCAACAAGUCACCAUCGAGAGCAGCCAAGACCAGCCUGACACCAGAGAUGAAGGAGGCGGCUACAAAGGAGCUGGUCCAGAAGCUGAAGGAGACGGCGAUGGGACAGGCUUCCAAAGAAGCUGUGGAGUUGGUGGAGAAAGCGGCGGAAUCCAUGGCAUCCACACGCGGCCAUCUGAAGAUCGAGAAGAAGCCAUCGACGGAGAAGGAGACGGAGAUGGCAGUUCAGGACACGCACAUGCGAGAGUGGAGCAUGGCGGAGGAUGCGGUGAGCGGCAAAUUGAAUGGGCAACAUGGAACCUAUGAGACUGUGGGUGAACAGUACACCAACAACAUGACUGAUGGCGAGAAGGUUGACAGUGGGCAAAACUAUGAGGCUGUCGGGGAACAGCACCCAAAUUCGAAAGACCUCAACAUGGACUUGGCCACCACGACAGAUGAGCGCGUGCUGGCGGAGAAACAUUCAUUUGAAGGGUCUAUGGAAACUGAGGUGCCUUCAACUUUUGUGGACAAGCAUGGCAUGAAGAUUCAGGCACCUUCACACGGCAGUUUUGCCAAUGCCCCAGUCAACAUGACGUCUGACAAGAACUUGGUUGCGCCGAACUUGGCAAAGAAGUUGGCAAAGAAUGCGGCCAUGUUGGGCCUUAUGCUACUUGGACCUGUUCUUGGACUUUUUGGACAGAUCCAAGACCGACCUGAUUUCCUGGAGAUUGCGUGCUCUGCAAACUCGUCCUUGUCACAUGAGAUGGCAAGCAUGGGCUACAACAUCAAGCGCGCCAACUACCUUGAGGGCUACGACCUCUCCAGUUCUCGAGGCACGAAGAUGCUUCAGCAUGAAAUAGCUCUCCAUCCACCACGUUUUGGUUGGGUCAGUUUGCCUUGCACCCGACUCACCUCAUUGGUCAAUUUGACCCCCAGAUCGGAAGCUGAAUGGGCAAACUUUCAGAAGAGACAACGUCAAGAUCUCAAGCGAGCUUCGGAAGUGGCAGAUGGAUGUGAACCAAUCUUGCGUGAUGGAGGAGAUAUAGCGUGGGAGUGGCCGGCUUCAGCAUCAACAGGUUGGAAGUCAUUUGCCAUCUCACGUUUGCUGAAGCUGUUCAAGAAGCACAACAGGGUUGCAUACUGGUGUCGUUUUGAUGGUUGCACCUAUGGACUGAAGUAUCAAAACCUACCAGUGAGAAAGGGUUGGUUGAUCCUCACCACAUGCAAGAGCUUGUGGUUGAGCCUACAUCAUAGAUGUCCUGGCCACCAACAGCACUGCGAGUGUAGAGGGCCAGUUGCGCAAUUUUCUGCAUAUUACCCUGCCAAGAUGGUCACUGCGGUUGUCAAAGCCAUUGUAGGCCAUUGGCAAGCCCCUGAGGAGGAACGCAACAUCAGCAUUGCGGAUGACGUCAACAACUACUUGCUGGACAUCAAGGACGCUGAUGUGAAUAACGAGGAGGUCACCCCCUGCCAAGGAGUUCGUGAUGAGAGCCCAGAAAUCUUUGCUCUCACAAGGCUGACUCCGAAGGAGAAGCCAGUGAGGAAGCGUGAUGCAUCAUCCUCACAGCCAUCAAAUGUUUCACAACAUCAACAACAAGCCAGUGGACAAGACGCUGGUGAGCAGGCGCUGACUGUUCCUGAAGGGGAACAAACCGAUGCGAACAUCGGCCAGCUUUUGCCUGAAGUUCCUGAUUUGCAUCCCCUUACAACAGCGCUACGAGACCGUGGCGCAGGCAAGAAGUUCUCAUGGGAACCCUAUGGCGGAAGAGUCAAUGUGGAACCAGAGACCGACAGCAGCAGCUCUGAUGAAGCUGACGAGCUGAUCCCAGAUGGACCUGCCACCAAGAAGGCCCGAAACAUUGGCACCGAAAGCCAGUACUAUGUCCUGGAGAUUCCCUUGGAAGAGGCGGAGUUGGACUAUCUUUCUGAGCAUCCCAAGCGAGGCCCGGACCAGGUCACCAAAACAGAGUUUAUGGCCCUCACAGUGGCACUGGUGUCGCCAACCAUUCCUGCGUUGUUUGUUUUCACCACGCCAUAUUUGGAAAUUCGGAUUGGCACUCAGGCAGGAUGCAACCUGGUGGUUCCAGCGCGAGAUUUGAAGCCAGGUCAAUGCGAGCAGCAGAAGGCCGUAUUCUUCACCGUGAAGGUGGAAGAUGAGGACAUGGCUUCCUGGCAACCCGGGAUUCCCCUUGGUGCCGCCAAGUUCGACAUGCUUCGACCAGUCGCCAAAGGGCACCUCCAUCAGACCGACCACCGCCCGUCAUCAAUUCUUGUGGAUGCGGGCCACGGUCGAGUCAUGCGCAGAGAGAACGAACUGCAAAACGCUUCGCAGAGGUUUCCUCACGUACCAGCUGACCAAAUGACCUGUCCAGAUGAGCCACCAGCGAGCUCAUUGAAAUCCUAUAUGAGCUUUCUGGCCAUGGUGGCCAAAUCCAGCAUUUGAAAUCCAGAAAAACUGUACAGACGCUUGGCACUUGAGCAACGUUGUUGUCCUCCCGGGCAUGAUUCAGACUUCAACGAAUUCUUUUGGGAUAGACACACCACUCCAACACAGACGGGUUUCAACAGCUAGAGUAGAGGGCGGC